Molecule: messenger RNA, 870 nt
Organism: Cynara cardunculus var. scolymus (artichoke)
Lineage: Eukaryota; Viridiplantae; Streptophyta; Magnoliopsida; Asterales; Asteraceae
Product: rRNA-processing protein fcf2-like
Exons: 6
Coding region: 1-693 (230 amino acids)
Biological process (GO): RNA processing
Cellular component (GO): nucleolus
Molecular function (GO): RNA binding
Source: RefSeq, a predicted model, not a curated record
AUGAUGUUUGUAAGGGAAACUCUUGAUUGUUUCGUAGCCACUAUGAGCACAUGGGUCCUCACUUUCAGUUUCACAACAACUGAACAAGAUUUAAGCAAGCUAAUCUUGGCACCUGAUAUUUUACCACCAAACUUUGCAUUGGAACUACCUUCUCUUUUAUUUGGUACAAAAGGUGGGUCGAAUGACAAGUUUCAAAAUGUAUCAGAAAGUAGUCUGGUAUAUAAGCCCAAGUCAGAGCUCAUUGAUGGGCUUUUCGUUCCACCUAACGAUCCCAAAAAGGUAAACAAAUUACUGAAGAAGCAAGUCAAAGACACAACGGGAAAGAAUUGGUUUGAUAUGCCUGCUCCUACACUCACGCCUGAGUUGAAAAAAGAUCUCAAGCUGCUGAAGUUGCGAAACGUGAUUGAUCCAAAGAGGCAUUAUAAGAAGGGUGACUCCAAAUUAAACAUAUUCCCAAAAUAUUUCCAGGUUGGAACGGUUGUGGAGCCAGUAUCAGAGUAUUUCACCAGUAGACUUACAAAGAAAGAAAGGAAACCAACUCUUGCUGAUGAGCUAUUAUCUGAUCAGUCACUCAAGGUUUACAGGAAGCGGAAGGUCCGAGAGAUUGAAGAGAAAAACCAGCCAGGCGGGGUUGAUAAAUGGAAGAUCAAAGGUAAAAGCUCGUGGAAACGUGCAAAGCAAAGGAGGCAUUGAGUUGUGGAAUUUGAAGUCAUGUAGCCAGAUUACAGAAGUCCUGUUUAAUUCCUCAAAGUUUUGAUCACAUUUUUAUGGAAUUUUGUCAAAAGUUGUUGGAUUAGAUGAUGUUGUAUCCUAAGUUUUGAUUUGUUUUGAAAGGGUGCAAUGCAAGAGAUGAAUUUUUUUUUGGAUCAA